Molecule: messenger RNA, 8670 nt
Organism: Prorocentrum cordatum
Lineage: Eukaryota; Dinophyceae; Prorocentrales; Prorocentraceae
Source: the annotation of a GenBank genome assembly
AUGGAGCAACAGGUGCAGCUGCAAGCACAGCAGAUUGCCGAGCUGAGAGACCUGCUGCAGCGACAAUCGGCGGAGCUCCAGAGGAUGGCCGCCGCACAACCAGCAGCACCAGCGCAAGCAGCAGCACCAGUGCCCCCAGCAGGGCCACGACGCAUGGAAGGUAUUCUGGACAGCAAGAUAGUUGGGAAGGUCAAGCAGUUCGAUGGCCAACGUUCGUCAUGGAAGACGUUUGAGUUUCACUGGAAGGCCUACUUAGUGGCCAAUGAUUUUCGGUUUAGAAGGAUGUUUCAGGCCAUCGAGGACGAACCUGACGUGGCAAUGCUGGUGAAUGACGUGGGCAGUGUGGAUAAUCCAGAUUUCGAGCCUCUCUCCAGCCAGCUGUACUUUAUGUUGGUGCUGGCAAUGCCAGAAGACAGCACGGGCGAGAGCAUCCUCUCCAACACACCUGAGGGAGAGGGCGCCCUGGCAUGGAAGAAGCUGUUGAAUGAGUACUCUCCCAAUGAGCCAGGGAACAUAGUCGGACAGUUCAGGAAGAUUCUAGGUACGGUGUUCCCCAAAGAUGCGGACAUCGUCACGGAGAUUAUGAAGUUAGACAAGGAGAUCGCCCGCUACGAGAAAGCGAGUGGCGAGACGGUCUCAGCGAACGUAUCACGAGGCAUCCUCCUAGGGGCUCUCUCAGAGGAACCCGAUCUCCAGAAGCACUUGUUCCGCAACCUUCGGAGUUUGCCAACCUACGCCGACAUGGGAGCAGAGGUGGUGAACGCCCUUGCAGCCCAGAGGAGCGUGAACGACGACGCCAUGGACAUUGGAGCGCUCAAGGGUGGCAAGUCCAAGGGCGGCAACUCGGAGGCCACAUCCAGCACCCUCAACCCUAAGUUUGUGUUCGGGUUAGAGGCGAUCGAGGCCGAGGAGAGGCAUGCGAGCAUCGCAGCGGUCAGCCACAAGCCGAAGGAUGCGAUCAUGAUCGACAGCGGUGCGCAGAUCUCGGCGAUGCCCAGCCAGAUGGUGUACGACGCAGGCUACACGAUCCAGAGAUCAAAGAUCCACGAGCUGCAUGCGAUCGACGGGAGCAAUGUUCCCCACCAUGGUCGUACCGACGUCAAGAUUCGACGAGGGGAUGCAGUCCUGCAGCUGGGCAUGGAGGUCGCCGACAUCGAGUGCCCCGUCCUCUCCACAGACGCCAUCACGAGGCGAGGCCAGUCCGUGUUGCACUCGCCGAUGGGAGACUGGAUCGUGGACGCUCCGAUGCUGCCGCCCGACGGAGCUGAGGUGAUCAAGCUGAAGAAGGAGCGCUCGGCCUGCUACUUGGAGUUCGACGAGAUGUUGAAGGACGGCCAGAUCGCCGGGCAGAGCAAGGUCAUGGCUGCGCUCCGACCGCAGGAGUUGGAGGACUCCGUGGGCAUCUUGGCUGCAGCCCGCAAGACGCUGGCACCCACGACUGCGCCGACGAGUUCGUCUGGGGCCCUGCCUCGAGCGCUUGGACCAGACCCCUCGGAGAACGUCACCCUGAAAGCGAAGGAGCUCACGAGACCAGGACAGCCGACGGCGCAGGAGAGGCGUGCCCAUGCAGCACACCACCUGCCCUUCAGGCCCUGGUGCCCCGAGUGCGUGAUGGGGCGAGGCCGUGAGCGACCUCAUCCGAAGCAGCAGGACAGCCCUGAGCUCGACGCGGACCAGGUGCCGAUCGUGGAGAUGGACUUCUUCUUCGCAGCUACUGACGACAUCGCCAAGAAGUACCCGAUGCUCCACGGCUUCGUUGUGAAGCUCGUCGAGGCCAAGCGCAUCCCCAGGGACGAGAGACGCACGAUGAUCCCUGUGCUGAACAUCGUAGACGGGAGGUCGAAUGCUAUGGGCACACUGAUGACGAACAAGACGGUUGGGCAAUAUAAGACUCUGUACGUGGCAAAGCUGAUCGACUCGUGGGGUCAUACCACAGUUGUUCUACUGACUGAUGGCGAACCCGCUAUCGUGGCCAUAGCCGAAGAUGUCAAGAAGCAUCGGAGCCAUGGCACCAUCGUUCGUAAAGCCGCAGCGCAUUCUCAUCAAAGUAUGGGACGCGUGGAAGGCGCCAACUCUCUGGCAGCGGGCCUCUUGAGGACCUUCAGGUCCGCGCUGGAGAAGCGGUUGGAAGUCACGAUCGACGCCGACCACCCGAUCCUACCCUUCGUGACGAACGCGAUCGGCUGGUAUGUCACACGGUUCCAGCCGCGGGAGCACGGAGGGUCCUCCUACAAGUUUCUCUUCGGCAAGGAGUACGAUGGAGAAGUCGCCGAGAUCGGCGAGCAGGUUUGGUAUCGGAUCGCUGGGCGGGUAGCCAGCGGUCAGGGCAAGUUCGAGGCCCGCUUUGCUAAAGGCGUGUGGGCAGGCAAGUCGGAGUUUGACGACCAGCACCUAGUCGUGGACUUGCAGCGCGGGCUCCUCAAGGUGCGCACGGUGCGUCGCAUGCCCGAGGAGUUCCGCUGGUCCGAGGACCUGCUGAGGCAGAUCAGCGUGACGCCCUGGGACCCCACGCCAGCUAGGGCCAAGGAGAUUGCGAGGCCCAAGGGCCUCUACAUCACAGAGAGGAUGAUUGACAGACAUGGACCGACUUCAGAAUGCCUCAAAUGCUCCACAGGGCGAGGACAGCAUUCCGACGCUUGCAGGCAGAGGUUUGAGCACAUCGUCCAGGAGGAGCUCGAGCGGAGGCUCAAGACUGAGGGAGCCUCGCCAGCGACACCAGCGCCGCCUGGAGUGGCGCCUGGCACGCCCGUACCCGAGAGUGCGCCUGGUCCUAGUCAGCGCUCGCAGCCUGAGGACCGAGCGCCGGGCACACCGAGGCCAGGAGCGCAGGUGCAAGAGGCCACGGCGGACCAACCUCCCAGGAGCUCUGGCGGGAACAUCCCCGACACGCCGAUGGACACCAAGGACGACACGACUCGCAAGCAUCAGGUCGAGGCUGCAGGAUCCGAGGACCAGGGCGGCAAGCGCCAGAGGAUCGAGCUUCUUGGUGUGAGGCCUGAGGUGACAGUCAUCGCGGGCAUGUCGGUGUGCGAGCUCGCGGUCUGCGAGGCGGACGACUCCGAGGAGUACGACCCCGUCUGGGACCCGAUCCCCACGGCAGAGAGCCGAUGCGACGGCAGAUGCCCAUCACAUGGAGGACGGUGUGCACUUCGAGAUGACCACCGUGGAGGCUGCGCCUGUCGGCUGUGCCUGAUCCAUGCUGCGCGCGCCGUGGAGGCCCCGAGCGCAGUGGUGGCAGGCCUGUACAGCAUGUGGGCGGGCGGUCUGGAAGACGAGGUUGAGAGCCCGCAGAUGGUCCACUACGACUACUACUCAGGCGAGCCGUUGGACGAGGAGCUCUACCAGGAGGGCAGGCGCGACGAGCUGGAGGCGAUGAAGGAGUACGGUGUCUACACGGAGAUCCCCAUCUCUCAGUGCCAGCCAGGGGGGAAGCACGUCCGGGGCUUCCCGAUCGCCCACAUGAAGGGCGACAAGGUGCGCUGGAGGUUCGUCGCGACCGAGGUGAACGACAAGCACCGCGAGGACAACCACCAGGGCACGCCGCCGCUGAUGGUCAUCAGGCUGAUCAUUUCCCUCGCAGCAUCCAAGUCCGAUGCUGACGGAGUGCACCGUCGGCUGCUGCGUGUCUGGGAUGUCCGCAAGGCGUUCUUCAAUGCGGACUUGGACGAGCUGGUCUACGUGCAUCCAGGAUGGGAGCUGUGUCCAAAAGGCUCCUGCUGGGUUUUGCACAAGGCGAUGAACGGGACGAGGAAGGCCUCGCAGCUCUGGGGCGAGACGAGCAAGGCAGCGAUCGACGACGCAGGAGGCAACCCGCUGAAGGGCACAGCUGGGACCUACUACUUCGAGAACUUAGUGGGUGACGGCAUGGACGCCACGAUGUGCUGCCACGGUGAUGACUUCUUGGCGGAGGGCCACCGCGACACCCUCGACGCCAUUGGCAACUUCCUGGGGGCGAACUUCGAGGUCACCGAGUCCGAGAGCAUAGGCCCAGGUUACCCUGGAGAGCUGAACUACUUGAAGCGCAUAGUGGGCUACACGAGCGAGUUGCCCGAGACCAGGAUGCCAGGCUUCUACUGGAGUGCUGAUCCGAAGCACGUGGAGGAGCUCAUCCGCUGGGGCCACAAGUCGGGUUCCAAGGCUGCGCCUACCCCUGGAACAAAGGCUACGGGGGCAGGCAUGAGGAAUGCCCUGGACCCACUGCCCGUGGCCGAGGCCAAGUCGACCUCUUCAGCGGCAGGACUGAGCCUGUAUGUCUCGAGUGACAGGCCUGAUGCUAUGUUCAGCUCCAAGACGAUUAUGCAGCACGUCAGCAAGCCAAACGUCCUGAUGAACGCACGUCUGCACCGGCUGUGCAGGUACUACGAGGGCGCACCGAGGCUGCUGUGGUGCUACGAGCUCCAGGACUUACCAGAGGUUCUCCGAGUGGACGCGGAUGCCGACUGGGCGUCUACGACAAGCCUCUUCAGGACUUCGACCUCUGGGGGAGUUGUUCGUUUCGGAGGCCACACGGUCGAGGCGUUCGCGGUCAGCCAGGCAACUCAAGCGUUGUCGUCAGGAGAGUCGGAGUUCUACGCCAUCGGGAGUGGAGCUGCAAGAGGUUUGCAGGCGAAGCACUUCCUUGGAGAGGUGGGCGUCACCGUGCGUCUUGUCGUGGCCAGCGACAGUGCUGCAGGCAGAGGGAUCUGCCAGCGCCACGGUGUGGGCAAGGUGCGCCACCUCGAGUUACGGCAUCUCUGGCUGCAGGACCGUGUACGGUUGCGACAGCUGGAGUUGAUCAAAGAAGCGACCACGGAGAUGGUUGCGGACAUCCUCACGAAGUAUGUGGAAGCAGAGACCCUGUUUAAGCACAUGGCGACCAUGAACCUGCGGCUCGUGCCGCUCGGAGCAGUGGUAGUGAGCGCGCUGCUACCGACGGUGCGCGGCCAGGAGACGGAGGAGGGCGCCAAAGGCGCGCCCUGGCUACUGAUUGUGAUGGCUUUGAGCAUAGCGUUGCUGUCUUUUCUAGUAGGCUGUUGCGCUGGAGCCAGAGCGGGCUCCACUGCGGUUUGCUACGAGCGUCCCGAGACGCUGAGUGAUGACAGUGCAGCUCCUGAGCAGACCGCAAGCGACGGAGAUGCGAGAGUGCAGCUAGUUCUUUCAAGGCUGACAGUGCCUGACCUACGAGCUAUUGCUCGUGCGAACAAGAUCGGCCUUGGGGUGGGCUAUGUGAGGAAGCAGCGCCUGAUCGAGAUGAUCAUCUCUGCUGGCGCGAGCCCCACCUGCGAGCAGGCAGAGCGCCUAGAGAGCGUUUGUGCCGUUCUUUCCAAGGCUGGUCUGAGUUGUUUUGUGCAGCCACGCCUGCUGUUCACGAAGCAGGGGCUGGAGAGUCAUUUGGCCGAGCGACCGAGCAGCGUGCCGCAGGCGCGUGGCCGAGCGCUCGAGUCGGGCGGAGGUCCGCUCGAGGAGGCCGCAGAUUGGGAGCCCUGCGAGGAGCUCAGGCCGGGGCCCGGGGCGCGGCCUGGGCGCGUGCCUCUCGGCGGCCGGCCGCCCGCUUUCGCGAGGCAGGGCGGCGCCGCCGCGAGGGCCAGCCGCGCGCUGUGGAGGCCGAGGGCUCCCGCGGCCGCGGCGGCGGCGCCGACCGACGGGGGCGCCCAGCGGCGGCGCCGCCGCCGUCCUCCGCGGCGCGGCGCAGGGCCGCCGCCGCCGCCGCGCCGGCGGCAGCGGCAGACGCUCGGCCACGUCCGCGGGGAGCGCGCGAGCCCGCCGAGGGCAGCCCGCACGAGGGCCAGGGCGCCACGGCGGAGAGGCCUCGCGCGGCUGCGCGAGGGCGAGAAGGCCGCGGGCGAGGCCGCCGAGGGCGGCGCCAUGCAGCUGGGCCAGGAGGGCGGGCACUCGCCGCUGCUCGGCCGGCCUGGCCGCGCGGCCAUGCGGCCGUACGCCGGGCGGCUGGCCGCGUGCUGCGGCUACGUGACGCUGAACGCCUCGGGCCCGCUGCUGAUGGACUGGGUGAAGCGGCACCACGGCGGCCGCUUCCCCUUCAGCUCGCCGGCGCUGAUCUUCCACGCCUACGCGUGCGCGGUGGCGCUGGGCGCCUCGUCCACGCUGCUCGCGGGCGGCCUCGGCGCGUGGCGGCGCCUGCUCGACGCCGGCAUGCUCUGGCGCUUCGGGGCGGGCGCGGCGCUGUUCGCGCUGGGCGACACGCUGAACAUCAUGGCGGUGGAGAACAUCCCCGACGUGGCGACCUACAGUCUUGUCGGCAAGGCGCUCGCGAUCGUCCUCACGGCGUUGUGCUCGCGGGCCUUGCUGGGUCAGGUGCAGACGGGGCUCCAGAAUGUCCUGCUGGUGGUCGUCACGGCCGCCACCGCCGACUUCUGCGUGGCCGACUUCCAGGCGCGCCGCGGGCAGGAGAGUAGCUCCGCGGCCAAUCCCACCCCCGGCGAGGAGGGCAGCUGGCACCGAGGCUGGUGGCUGGGGCUGUCGCAGCGGACCGCGGGCGUGGCCCUGGCGUCGCUGGCGGCCGUGCUGCAGCAGCGGCUGCUGACGCAGCAGACGGGGGUGCCCUUCCUGCUGCAGCAGUUCUGGAUGGGUUGCGGGGCCAUGGUCGUGAGCCUGCUCACCCUCCGGUUCGGGCAUGGCCUACCCAUCGCGAGCGUGUUGGAGGGCUUCGAAGACUGGCGCGUGCUGGUGCUGCUGGCCACUUUCACGGGCAGCGGCAUGUGCGCUGGGCUGGUGGUGAAACACCUGGGCGCGGUGGCCAAGGCCCUGUGCGUCCCCGUCUACCCAGCAGGCGCGCUUGACGAGAUCAUGAGAAUCUUCGCUUGGAGUAUGAACACGCUUUUGACAGGCAUUCAUCCUAGUGUAAAUUGGCACGGCUUCCCUGUGGCAACCACAAGUGACUGCCUCGCAGGCGGCUGGAAAGGCGUUUUCACUCAAGUCCGUGGGGACUGGCAGUUCAUGCGUGAACUCAUUAAGUUCCCUGCGUGGAAUGGAGCAGAAGAAAUGUGCUGGAUGUGUAAAGCUAGCAGCAUCAUUCCGGAGCUCGUGUUCACGGACUGUCGGCCGCGUGCUGGUUGGCGUCGGACGAUGCGCACGCGCGAGUCGCACGUAGCAGAGGUGCGCGUUCUGCUUGUUCUCUUCAAGAACGCGAUUGGCCUGCGGCUGGAAUGCGUGGUGGUUGACGUCUUACGCGCUGUCGAUCAAGAUGUUCCAAGCCCAGAUGGAGUGCCGCCGGCGCAACAGGCAGCAGGCGAAAUUGAUGAAGUCGACUUAGAGAGUGCUUCGACUGUGGCUCUUUCUUCUACUCACAUCGGUGACCUCAUUGAAGUCAACGAAGAGAUUCAGGACAUGGGCGUAGUCAUCUCCGCGGCGAUGGUGCAGAUCGGCCAAACGAAAUACACGAUGACGUUGCUGAAGGAGCUCGAAAACAUGUUGCAGAUCGUCGGCGCGGCUGCGAGCUACAUCCUGGUUUGCUUCGACGGCGGCUUCGCGAGUGCAGAUUCUUCGAAGAUCAAAGAGGCGAGGGAGUGGCUCAUGGAAAUCAGGUCUGGAUGGACUAACCUGAAACCUACGGUAGACGAGAUCACCAGCAAGCUCAAAAAGCACGACAUCGAGAUUCCCGAUUCCGAAAUGCUUGGCGUGACGCCGUCGACCAGCAUGGAAUUCAAAUGUCCCCCAGAUCCAAUCGAGGGGAGCAACGAGGGCCCGCUGAAGGAGCAUGCAGUGCCGAUCGAGUGGGCGAAGCAGCUCGACAACGAGAGGGCGUUGAAAAAGCAGAAGUUCGAGGCCAAUCGCCCGGGCGCCGACGAGGAGGUCAACUUGCAUAAUCUCAAGAAGGAGAAGAACGAGCCCGCCGCCGAGGCGAAGAAAGAGCCGCUGAGCCCCCAGGAGCAAGAGGAGAAGGGUGUCACAGAGUUCAUGGAGCCGCUGUCGCGGCAGAAAUUGUCACGCAACUUGAGCGACAAGAUUUGCGAGAUGAACAUGUUGUUGCCGCAGACGCAAUCCAACCGUCUAGCAGGGGUGCUCGCCACCGACAUGGAGAAGUUCGCGAAAAAGGCCAACACUGCGCACGCCGCGGUCAAACAGAUGAUGGCAGACCCUGGGAAUAUCAAGCGCGAGAACUUCCCCGCGCUCAUCAAGAAGGUCAGCGAGGUUCUCAAGGAGUACCUCGAGAUCGAGACGUGGGCCUUGGACUUCGGCAUCAAGGAGAAGGCGAAGAAGGGCAAGACGAAGGCGGAGAAGGCGGAGAGGGUGAAGCGCUUGAGUAAGAAGAUUCCCGACAAGUGCUCGAGCCCCCAAUCGGCGCUUCAUCUCAUCGACGUCGACGUCGCCGUGAGCCAGCCGAAAACUCCAGUCGAGCUGACCGCCCUCUUCAAGAAAGGCAGAGAGAACAAGCGCGGCAAGAAGAAGAAGCACGGCAAGCAGAGCAAGACGAGCAAGCAGAGCAAUCAGGGCAAGACGAGCAAGCCGAAGAGCAAGACGAGCAAGCAGAGCAAGAGCGCCGAGGCGAACACUGGCGACGCGCCCGAGGAGCCCGCCAGCAACGGCAAGCAGAAGUCGCUCAAGAAGAGGAUCCACUCUAGGGCCUGGCACGCUGAGACGACGAAGUGCAAGAGCUUGGGGAUCGUAGGUGAAGAACUCUACUCUCGCCGCUCUGCCGCCGCUGCCUUGGCGCUGAAGAAAGCAGGCUUUUAG